Morone saxatilis (striped sea-bass) is the source of this 3269-nucleotide messenger RNA. It is a transcript of the gene mysm1, whose product is annotated as Myb-like, SWIRM and MPN domains 1. The transcript is spliced from 20 exons. Lineage: Eukaryota; Metazoa; Chordata; Actinopteri; Moronidae. Gene Ontology annotation, molecular function: polyubiquitin modification-dependent protein binding; metallopeptidase activity. Gene Ontology annotation, biological process: double-strand break repair. The coding region runs from base 44 to 2734 and encodes 896 amino acids. Gene Ontology annotation, cellular component: BRISC complex; BRCA1-A complex. The record is from RefSeq and is a predicted model, not a curated record.
UUCCUUCCAGGCUCCUCUCCGUUGUUUACCUUUAUCCAACAACAUGGAGGACGAGGUGGAUGUUGAUAUCGAGGGAGACGAGUUUGAAAACAGUGUUAGUGAGCUGGAUGGACGAGGUUUAGUCCAGGAGCAGUUCAUACAGUCUGCGUGGAAGAGCAGCGCUGGGAUACUGCCCUGGGAGCUGGACAGCUCCAUCAGCGCAGAGAACAGAGAGGUGAUAGAGAGGAUGCUGCUGGAGGAACAAUACUACCUGACAGGUGAGGAGGUUCAUAAUCAUAUCUGGGAAAGUGAUGCGAACAGCAAGACCAAAGCGAAGAAGUCUCCAGCCAAGACCUCGGCCUCAGGCUCCUCUUCUCGUUGGUCCAAACAGGAGAAAGAACUGUUUGAGGAAGGACUGGCUCAGUUUGGCCGAAGGUGGACGAAGAUUGCCAAGUUGGUGGGCAGCCGUACCGUUCUCCAGGUUAAGAGCUAUGCCAGACAGUAUUUCAAACACAAGGCUAAAUCAGAACCCAGAGCUGCAGCUCCCUCUGCAGGUCCUGUGCUGCACUUACAAGCUCCUCAGCCCACCUCCAGUCGUGCAUCCACUCUGUCAAACACUGUCCGUAUAGAGAAGCUUUCUGACGAAGAGGAUGAGGAGGUUGACAUCACCGAUGACCUGAGCGACGAUGGCGAUGGUGAUGGUGACGAUAAACUGCAGACAGUGCUCAAAACUGAGUUCUGCGAGCCAGAACUGCAAGCGGGUGCUGAGGUCCAGACAGACGAUCCCACCGAGGAGCAGAAAGAGGCCGGUCUGACUGAGACAAAGGACCGACCCCUCCACACCGCAUCAUCUUUAUCUCCACAAAGUCCUCAACCCUCGUCUUCCCUCCCUUCCUUAGAGAAGACUGGUGUGACUGAGCUGGAUGAGAAAGGCAAUGAGAGAGUAUCACCACCUCUAAAAGACCCUCAGGCACAAGCUCAGACAGAGUCAAAGCAAAUUACUGAUGAGAAUGAAGGCCAGAGCUCCCAGCAUGAGAGCUCAGCACAGACUGGUCAACUGGAAGAGAACUGGAGCGAUGGCACAGAUUCUGCUGAUAAGACUGAGCAGAGUCCAGCUGAUAGACAAGAAGAAGACCAGGAGGACGAGGACGAGGAUGAGGAUGAGGAUGAGGAGGAGCUUAAGGCCCCUGAGCAGGAAAUAGAGAUGGACAUGGAGACCAUCACUGAGGAUGAGAAACAAGCUAUCCCAGAGUUCUUCGAGGGACGACCAUCCAAGACCCCAGAAAGAUACCUUAAGAUCCGAAACUACAUCCUGGAUCAAUGGCUGAGAAGCAAGCCCAAGUACCUGAACAAGACCUCAGUCCGCCCUGGACUGAAGAACUGCGGAGACGUCAACUGCAUUGGGAGAAUACACACCUACCUGGAGCUCAUUGGAGCCAUCAACUUCAACUGCGAGCAAGCGGUCUACAAUCGUCCAAAGGUGGUGGACCGCUCCAAGCAUAAGGUGGGAAAAGACGUGCUUGAGGCCUACCAGCUGGCCCAGAGACUGCAGAGCAUGCGGACCAGGAAGCGCCGUGUGCGGGACAUAUGGGGAAACUGGCGUGACGCUAAAGACUUGGAGGGACAGACAUAUGAGCAUCUCAGUGCCGAGGAGCUCGCUCUGCGGAGAGAAGAGAUGAAGAAGCACCCCAAACCCUGCAAGAUGUCCAGGUUCAAAGGGUCUUUUGAUCCCUUCCAGUUGAUUCCCUGCAGGUCUUUUGGAGAGGAUGUGCAGGAACCAUUCCAGGUUAUUGUGUGUGCAGAGACUCUUCUCAUAAUGGACAUGCAUGCACACGUGUCGCGGGGAGAAGUUAUCGGCCUGCUAGGUGGAACUUUCAAUGAGGAAGAGGCAGUAUUAAAGAUCUGUGCAGCAGAGCCAUGCAACAGUGUGAGCACAGGUUUGCAGUGCGAGAUGGACCCACUGUCUCAGACACAGGCCUGUGAUGUGCUGUCGUCCCUGGGCUUCAGCGUGGUGGGCUGGUACCACUCACAUCCCUCCUUCAACCCCAACCCUUCAGUCCGGGACAUAAACACACAGGACCAGUUCCAGAGUUAUUUCUCACGUGGCGGAGCCCCGUUCAUUGGGAUGAUCGUGAGCCCAUAUGACCCGGCCAACCGCUCCCCCCACUCCCAGACUACCUGCUUGUUGGUGAAAGAGAGCCAGGAGCCUUCAGGCCCACAGAAACUACCCUACAGAUUCGACUUCCUGUCAUCACAAGACAUUCCAGACUGGGAACAGACGUUGAGAAGAGCUCAGUGGAUCAUCCAGAAAUACUGUCAAACACCCGGGAGUGUUCAGAUGGACAGAUUUUUCCGUAAAGACUCCCAUCUCACCUGUCUGGAGAAGAUGCUGUCGUCUCUAGCCAGGUACCUGGAGCCCCUGCCAGACGAGGAGGGAGACCCCUUCCUCACCCAGAUCCAGGCCCUUUUCCAGUCAGACUUCAUUGCAAAGCAGCAAUUAUCUGACCAGGAAGAGGGAGAAUCUUUAAAUACCUCAUCCAGACUACUGGACUCAGAUGACCUGGUUUGUGAUCAGCUGAUAAGUGAGGAGAUGCACGAGGAGAGAGGAAGAGACUCUGACCCAGAUUCUGGCAGAGCUUCAGACAGGCGUGUACAGCGCGCCACACGGACCACAGACACAACCUCAGAGACAAACACCAGCACAGUGUUACAUCUGGGCUCUGUGCUGUCGACUGAACAUGACUAUCUACUGUGAUGGACCACACAUAUGACUGUACUUGCAUUAUUAUUGCAAAGUAUUAAUGUUUGUAUCAGUAUUACCAACUUACUCAUUUCUUUUUUUAACAUUUUAUUAUUUGAAUCUUUUAACCAAAAACCCAAUGAUUCACCUAAUACAGGUGUGUGUGUGUGAGUGUGUGUUAGUGUGUGAGUGAGAGAGAGAGAGAUAUAAUUUUCUCAGUUUUACAGGUUCCUUUUUUAAAAAUGAAAAUAAAAAUCUAUUUUCAUAUAUUGUUGUUUGAUAUUAUUUUUGUGUAGUAGCUUGAUAUAUAUUUUUGUUACAGUGCUUUAAGGGUCUGUUGUUCACUACACAAUGUCUAAAACUGAGGUGAAACUUUUCCAUACAAGAAAAUGUCAAAAAGUGGUCGCAGUAAAUGCUGUUUUCCAUAAUGAUAAGAUUAGCUGGUUCAGUUAAAUAUCCCUCCAGGCAUGUAUUAGUACAUAUACAAAUAGUAAAUAACAACAAUAAUUUGUGUCUGAUAUGUUUUCCUGCAAAAAAGUUCCACAUUAAA